UCUGCGAAUAUCGAACGUCCAACGUCACACCAACUUUAUUCCAGUCAGCAACGGUGUCUUUCCAUUGAUGGAUAAGGCAUGAGAAGUCUGACAAACUCUGCAUCUCAGCAAAGUUAAGGAGGAGACGCGCUUGGUGUGCUUCAGUGAAAUUUCCCGCAUUUCAACUCUCCCGAGUCAAACAUUAAUCCUGCACACGGAGGACGUACGAGGCGCAGAUACCGGCAAAAUGAGCAAAGUGCAAGGAGUCACGAAAUGCGUGAAAUACCUGCUUUUCCUCUUCAACUUCAUAUUCUGGCUCUCUGGUUCUAUGGUGUUAGCAGUGGGACUGUGGCUGAGGUUUGAUCCUAAUACAAAAUCAUUACUGAACGCAGAUAAUGCUCCCCAAACCUUCUUUUUUGCGGUGUAUAUUUUGAUGGGAGUAGGAGGAAUCAUGAUGCUCGUGGGUUUCUUUGGGUGCUUUGGAGCUGUGAGGGAGUCGCAGUGUCUUCUGGGAUUGUUCUUUUCCUGUCUACUGAUCAUUUUUGGUGCAGAAGUGGCUGCAGGAAUUUUUGGCUUAUUGAACAAAGAUGGGAUUAUUCAUGAGGUUAAAAAUUUUUACAAUACCUCAUUCAAUACUAAUAGCAGCAUCACAAUCAACGCGUUCCAUCAAAAUCUUGAGUGCUGUGGAGAUUUAGAGAAAAAAUCUAAUACCUCUCUGUGUCCUACCAAUAGUAACAAGGACUGCAACACAGCCAUAGAGGAUUUUUUUAAUGAGAAACUCAUCAUCAUUGGAUAUGUGGGUAUUGGCAUUGCAGGGAUCAUGAUAAUUGGUAUGGUCUUCAGUAUGGUUCUAUGUCGUGGUAUACGGAGCAACAGGGAAGUCAUAUAGAUUCUCACAGACCUCCUAAUUCAAGUUGAACUGUCCUGAAUCUGAUGUCCCGACAUCACUGAGCCAACGUAUUUGAAAGGCUUGCAUAGAGUAGUGUAAGAUAUUGUUGAAGCUUUCUAAUGCUAAUUUCUUUAAUUGUAUUUGUUUGUGCUGCACCAUUACUGCAUGGAUUGAGUGUAUCUGAAUUAAAAUGACCUUUCAUAUUGUUUCAUUUAGCUGGGAGAUUAGUUAUGAUUACAGCAUUAUUUUUAUGACCAGUUUAGAUAUUAGUAAGUAGAGAAGCUUGGGCAAACAUAAUUUUUUUCUAAAAUUAUUACUGCUAAUGUAAAUAUUGUAUGUAAAGAGCAGGUACUGUUUGCUUUGGAAUAUUAUUUUGUGUGCAAAUAUAGUCCAUGUUUGAUGA
Ictalurus punctatus (channel catfish) is the source of this 1271-nucleotide messenger RNA. RefSeq names its product tetraspanin 2a (gene tspan2a). Gene Ontology annotation, cellular component: membrane. Bases 227 to 868 code for a protein of 213 amino acids. The record is from RefSeq and is a predicted model, not a curated record. The transcript has 9 exons. Lineage: Eukaryota; Metazoa; Chordata; Actinopteri; Siluriformes; Ictaluridae.